AUGAAUGGCCCUUGCCCAGGAGAAGCGACUGGGGUAGACCCUCAAGAAUCCCCAAAUGAGGAACUCAUAAAUGUGAGGAGAACUUUUCUGGAAGAAGAGGAAGAUGAAUACACGAAGAGCAGUCGUCGGUAUCUACAGGACGAGGAGAACUACAUAAAUCGAAUAAAAACGUACAACGUAUGGGUAAAGAAACCUGCACAUCUAUGUUCACUUCUCUUGGCUAGAAACGGGUUUAUAUGUGAAAAUGAAUCUACAGUAAGCUGCGAAAUGUGUCGAUGCAAAUUUGUAUACGAAAAGGACACAUAUUCUAUGUACACAACAAUAAACGACUUAUGUUUGCUCCAUUUGAAGAAUUGCCCCUGGAAAGGGAAAUUAAUUGAUCUGCAGAUACUGCACCUCGAUGGGGAGUCCUUAAAAAAGGACAACCUACUUAGGGAGUACCAAUCUGUUACCACCUUCCUGCAAAAUGGUACACACGAUGUGCCAUAUAUUGACAUAAAAAAGACGAUUAGCAAUUUGAUCCUAAUUGUUAAAAAGCACCUGGCGAAUGAGAGCUCGAAGAAGAAAUUUCUGCCCUUCAAUUCGUAUGUAGAAUUAUUCAAGAGUCACUAUGUGGAAAUAUUUAAGAGUCACAAAAAUUUGGUCUACCGAGGAAUGCACCUUAUUCGAUCCAAUUACAAACAUAUGAUGAACCACCUUGUUGAUGAAGCGUUUCUAAACAAUCUGACAUAUGACCCCCUAGAUGUACACACCUACAUAAACAUCGUAGCAGAUGUGAAUGCUAACGCAGAGAAGAAACUUAGCCACUCCGAUGAAGACCUCAACAUGUAUUUCAAAAUUGUAAAUCAGCUGAAGAACUUCGAAUAUGAAGAUGUCAAUAUUUACAAGCUCAUCGCUCUGUUGGGAUGGACAUAUAGAACAUCUCCCCGGGGGGAGGACCCGGAUGUCCCUUCGCAGAUCCUCUACUGUAGGUACUGCUUUAGGGAGGUUAACUUGGGUGAUUAUUCUACCUUUUCGAGAAGGCAGAACAAGAUCGAUUUGUUCAAGUCCAUCCAUAUGGAGCCCCCCGGGGAGGUCGCCGACCCGUCGAUAGACGACGCGCGGGAUGCACUGGAACGCCUCACCGGAUUGGCGGAUGGCUGGGUUGAAGUGGAGGAAGGGGAGAACGAUGAGGACGAGGAUAGGAAAGGCGAAGAAAGGGAUAGUGAAGUAAGAGGGGGUGCGGAAAGGGAGGGUGAAGAAAAGGGGGCAGAAGACCAAGACGCAACAGGAGGAGAAGUCGUAGAAAUCGAGGCAACAGAAAAAGAGGCAGCGGAAAAGGAGGCAACAGAAAAAGAGGCAACGGAAAAAGAGGUGGUAGAAAAGGAGCAGGAAGAAAACCCGGGGGAAGAAAUUAACGGCGAAGCAAACGAGGGAGAAGAAAACCUGGAAGAACAAAUUAAUCGCGGAGAAAACGAGGGAGAAGAAAAACAGGGGGAAGGAAAUAACGGCGGUGAAAAGGAAGAUAACCAAAAUGUAAGCAACGACACGAAGGGAGACCCCAAUGAGGGAGGCGACACAAAAGACCUUCCCACCCAGGGCGGACGCGACGGCCAGGCGAACCCCGAGGAGCAGGAGGGGUUCUCCUUCAAGUGGAGCAUCAAACAGUUCUUUCUCCCAAAAAAGAGCAUCGACAACGCGGAUAAAAAUCAAGACGCCGGUGACGCCUCGCCAGGUGAAUGCCCCGUGAAGAGUGUCAACCAGGGCGCAUUAACCCCAAAUGGAAAAGGGAACCCAGUGUGUGGAAAGAAAAGAAGAAAAAAAUAUGUGCAAUUGAAAAAUAUACUUAGCCGCGCAUUCCUCGAGGUAAGUAGUUACACAGAGGACGAAAACUUAUUUAGCAAAGCUGCGCAUGAUUGUUACGUAUUGAAGGGGGGUCCCCACUUGGCCCAUUUGGAUAACCGGCGCACGCCAAAGGAGGACGAUAAGGAAGCGGCCAACUGUACGGAUGCGGCCAACGGUACCGAUAAUACUGUGCCCUGCGGGGACACGGCUGGUACCACACAGAAGCGCACCAUUCGAGCGUUCAACUUGAUUGAGAACCACCGAUCCUUCUGUCCAUACAUGACGGAAGACUUGUAUUCGUUCUCCAAGAUAACGAAGCUCCUCUUCGAGUUGGUCACGUCGGAGUUUCAGCGGCGGUACGUCAUGAGGUAG
Messenger RNA from Plasmodium inui San Antonio 1, 2196 nucleotides. RefSeq lists its product as hypothetical. Gene Ontology annotation, cellular component: nucleus. The record is from RefSeq and is a predicted model, not a curated record. The coding region runs from base 1 to 2196 and encodes 731 amino acids. The transcript has a single exon. NCBI's taxonomy places the organism in Eukaryota, Apicomplexa, Aconoidasida, Haemosporida, Plasmodiidae. Gene Ontology annotation, molecular function: zinc ion binding.